AUGGCAACUAACAACAUUGUGGUUCUAGGGGCUGGCGUAUCCGGGUUGACAACUGCGUACCUGCUGUCGCAGGACCCUGCAAACAAAGUUACCGUGCUGGCAAAGCAUAUGCCAGGUGAUUAUGAUGUGGAAUAUGCAUCUCCAUGGGCUGGUGCCAAUUACAUGCCAGUUGGAAAAGAAGGAAGUCCCCACCAAGCCUGGGAGCGCGCUACCUGGCCAGCAUUGAAAGAAAUCACGGAGAAGUAUCCGGAGGCCGGUAUCCACUUCCGAGGCUCUGUGAUCUACAACCGAAAGAAGGAUCAGGAAACAGCAACUGGAGAUUGGUUCUCGGAAUUGGUUCGACCUAAUCCGUGGUACAAGGACGUUGUGCCUGAUUUCAAAACCACCCCCACAGAGGAGCUAGCUCCUGGAAUUGACAAUGCCCAGGAAUUCACAUCCGUAUGUAUCAACACCGCUGUGUACUUGCCAUGGCUGGUCGGUCAAUGCGUCAAGAAUGGCGCUGUAUUCCAAAGAGCCGUGCUUAAGCACAUCGCGGAUGCAGCUGACGCCCAUCACACCGGUCUGAAAGCCGAUUUAAUUAUAAACUGUACUGGUCUGUCCGCCAAAACCCUGGGCGGCGUGCUCGAUGAGAAGAUGUAUCCCGCGCGUGGCCAAAUUGUGGUCGUCCGCAACGACCCUGGACCCAUGGUGUCAGUAUCUGGAACCGACGACGGCGAAGAUGAGGCUUUAUACAUUAUGACCCGUGCCGCAGGUGGCGGUACGAUUCUUGGUGGAUCUUAUCAGAAGCACAACUGGGAUGGGCUUCCGGAUAUGAACCUUGCCAAUCGAAUUAUGAAACGUUGCAUCAAAGUCUGUCCCGGUUUGGUGAAGGAGGGACAAGGCAUUGAGGGCCUGGAUAUUGUCAGACAUGGCGUUGGCCUGCGCCCUCUGAGGGAGGGAGGAGUUCGCAUUGAAAAGGACAAGGUAGAUGGAGUCGCAAUUGUUCAUAACUAUGGUCAUGGUGGAUUUGGGUACCAGGCCUCGUUUGGAUGCGCAUACGCUACUAUUUCCUUAGCCAAAGAGGUUCUCCAGGCUAAGUCUCGGGCCAAACUAUGA
This is a messenger RNA of Penicillium salamii, 1095 nucleotides long. The record is from the annotation of a GenBank genome assembly. NCBI's taxonomy places the organism in Eukaryota, Fungi, Ascomycota, Eurotiomycetes, Eurotiales, Aspergillaceae.